CAGAAAGAUAGAUAAAAAGAAGACUGUCUUUUUUUUUAAAUCAGGGGCUGUCGCGUUCGGCAUGUUCUCAAGUCGCAUCGCCGAAUCUACACGCAAGAGCCACUCGGAAUCAUUUUGAUCAAUUCAAAAUGUCGAUCGGCGUCGGAGAGGUACUAACGGCGCUCGAGCUGGUCAAAAGCGCAAUCGACAUCUACAAGGAAAUCACAAAGGCGCCCGAAGAAAUCAAGCAGCUGAACAAGGAGUUGGUCGAGCUCACCAAGCCGCUGGAGAGCUUGCUGUCGCACUUCCAGGCCCACGCGGGAAGCAGGAGCGAUGCGGCGCUCAGGAGCGUGACGGACCGGGACCGCGAGGACCUGGCCGACGCCAUCCACGCGUCGCUGCAGGACUGCGGCGAGAUCAAGGGCAUCUUUGCCGACUUUGCGGCGAAGCGGCUGGGACAGAUCGGGGACGUGUCGCUCAAGACCAAGUUUGGCUUCGUGGCCAGCGCCUACUACAAGUUUGGCGACGGCGCCGACACGGUCAAGGCGCUCAUCCUGCGGAUCCGCGAGCGGCAGAUCGCCAUACACACGUAUCUGCAGCUCAUCCAGGUCAAGCUGCUCGACGAGGCCAACAAGAACAUCAAGAGCCUGGGCGACAAGAUCGACCAGCUGAGGAGGGAUGCGGAGAAGAAGAACGCUGCCGACAAGGCCAUGACCAUCGAUAUGAUCAACCAGAUCAAGAAGCUCUUGGCCAAGGAGCUGGCCGAGGCUAAAAGGGCGGAAACCGAAAAGGAAAGCAGCAAGAAGGAUGCCAUCAAAGUGGACAAGCUGCCCGUCAGAUCCAAAACCCCCGAGCCUCUAGACAAGACCAAGCUGCUUCCACCACCCGAGAACAACAAACACCACAAGCGAAGAUUGAGCGCGCCGUCGGCACCGGCCAAGACGCGAACACCAUCACCCAAGCCCAACGACAAAACCUACUCCGUCUUGUUUGUCGACCCAUACAACGUGGGCCGCAGCCUUGUGUCGCAGGGGAUCCUGCUGCUCAUCGACGCCUGGCUGCGCGAAAAGACUGGCAAAAAGUACGCGAAGCGCAUCGAAAAGGUCUCGUCGGCCGGCUUCUUCAUCAGGCGCGGCGGGGACUGCCACGACGAGAUCGAGGGGCUCAGCUACGCCCACGGUACGUACAAGUUCGACCUCGCGGACGACAAGGAGAAGAACCCGGCCGCGCUGCGGGCACUCUUUGACGAGACGGCGGCGAGAUGCCAGGGCGCAGAGUGGCGGUACGGCCGGGGGGCGACGGAAAAGUACGCGAAGCUGCUUGCGGAGAUGAGGCCGACGGGGAUCAAGCGGUCGCACUUUAGGGACUACGACUACAUCCUGUGCUUUACGAACCGCGAGUACAGCAACCUGCACAAGCUGCGGUCCGCCAUCGUGGCCAAGGACGGCGGUGAUGCCUUCCCCAACGGCAAGGCCAAGAUCCUGCAACUUGGCAGGUGGCUUCCAAAAAAGGACAACAGCCAAGGCGCGAGUAUAUACGCGGUCCCUCCAGACGACAUGGGGGAGGAUGAAGCUGUUUGGAGCGCCAAGAUUGAUGAGAUCAAGAUGGCGAUUGAUGGGUUCCUGAAAAAGAGGCUACAUGUUUCGUACCCCGAGAAGGCCGGGGUGGCGCAAGGCUGACUGACGUAGUCGCUGAAAUAUACCUGUACAUUUCCAUACCUGGUUUCUGUCACUCGUGAACCGCGGGAGACAUUUCCGCUCUAAAAAGAAAAAAUCAUUUCUAACUGAAGUUUACUACGUGGAACCAGAGAGCGAUGCCUUUUUCAACGAUCCCACUAGAAAGCUAUAAUUACAAGAAAAUUAUACUGCAACGAAGCCAAACGCGACCAGCCCAAAACCAGUUUAAAACAAGAACAAAAAAAAAAAACCUCGGAUUCUCCCGCCCGAUAGAUAACAGGCCUUAGACAAACCUCGUCGACGUCAAAGGUUGCGCGGUGCCCAUGAUGGCAGCCUCCUCCUUGGAGCCGGGCUCGGCGUCGGUGACGGUGUGGUCGUACUUGACCUCGAGCCAGAUGCCCCUGUAGUUGCCGAUCUGGUUGGGGGUGCGGGCGCGCUUCUUGUACGAGUGGCGCCUGAACUCGACGAACCACACGACCCACCAGAACAUGGCAGCAAGGCCGGCAAAGACGGCGGCCAGCCAGGCCAGGGCCAGAAAGGCGCUGGUGGUGCGGGCGGACAUGUUGAGGGCCGCGCCGCCCGAGUCCAUGGCGCUGGAGCCGCCGUAGGCGAUGGCGGUGCCGGCGAUGGCCAGCAGCCAAAAGGCGGUGGAGCCGAGCAGCGCGGCGGCGGUCCAGGCCACGACGGCGGGGCGGUUGCGGCCCGCCGCCAGGAACACAAAGGAGCCCAGCACGGCCACGCCCGUGCCGAUGACGCCAAUCACCAGCAUGGCCGUCAUGAAGCGGCUGCCGAUGGUGAUGACGUCCACGAGCAGCCCCAGCGUCGUGCUCAUGACCUGGAUCAGCGGCACCGUGACGUUGGCCGUCGCGACGGUGAAGGUGCUGGGGAUGCUGGUGGAGAUUCGGCGGAGGCCUGGGUUGUGGUUAUUGUCAGCGUUGCUUUUUUUUUUCGUUCGUUCCUUCCUUUAUUCCGAAUCCCAGAGGAGAAAAAAGAAGAAAAAAAACUAAAAAAAACUCACCCUUGCUCUUGUCGUCAUACGAAUAGCAAUCCGUAAUCCGAAUCUCGGAGCUCGGAUUCAGGCGGUCCAGAUAGUCGCCCUCGCACUGGCGCGUCAUAAACAUGACAUAGGUAUCCUUGAGGUUGAGCGACCUGGUGACGUUGCCGAUGAGCUGGCCCUGGAGGUCCUGGACGGCCCCGUUGAUCAUGCCCGUCAGGUUGUUGGAGAUGCCGUUGAUGAGCCCGUUGAGGAUGCCCUGGAUGCUGUUUGGGUCGGCAUUGCCGCUGGCCGGGCCGUUGUUGGAUGGUGUUAUCUCGAUCUGGCUCUGUCCUGCCUUGGUCAUAUUGAGCUGUUUUUUGUUGUUUUCGGGUCAGUCAGUUCGAUAGCUCAUUUCAAGAAAAUACCAAAUCCAUCAACGACAUUGCUUGAUGUUUGGGAUUGAUCGACUUACAAUGAGCCACGCAUCGUUGACGUUUGCGCUGCUGACCUUGUUUCCCG
Pyricularia oryzae 70-15 is the source of this 3150-nucleotide messenger RNA. RefSeq lists its product as uncharacterized. The coding region runs from base 129 to 1658 and encodes 509 amino acids. The record is from RefSeq and is a predicted model, not a curated record. The transcript has a single exon. Lineage: Eukaryota; Fungi; Ascomycota; Sordariomycetes; Magnaporthales; Pyriculariaceae.